CGCUACAUUUUCUCAGUGCAUGAAAUAUUUUAUUGUAUAUUUUAGACAUGUUUAUUACGGAGUAACGGGAUAUGGACGGAUAAGUGCAACGAGCAUAGCCUAACUGCUGUUUACUAUCUGCGCUCUAAUGAACGAGAUGCAGUCUGUGCCGCAGGGACUGUCAGUAGCCUGGGACACAGUGACAUCUUCUCUGGUCUCUCCUGUGCAACAGAAUGUGUCUACAGCUGAGGCUCUUUCUGAUGCCUUGUCCCUGCUGACCGAGCAUGGACUGGGUCAGUAUGUGGAGGGUUGGCUGUUGGAGACUUUGCAGGUUCGUUUGACUACAUCUGUUGCUCCAGAGUUCUGGACAGGACUCAAGCAGCCAGAGGGAGAUUCACAGGAGAGAGACAGGGCAAAAGCCUUACUGGACGCUUUCAGAAACCUUCUACAACAGCUGGAACCUUUCCUUGGUGGUCUUGAGAAACUGGGCUCAUGGCAGGAGGAGAGCUGUGGGGAUUUGUGUGGUCCAGGGCCCCAUGGUCUGAUUGAGAGAGCUUUUUCUGUCAUUCGUGCCAUUCUCCUGUUCUCGCCUCCACCUGUCCUGCAGGAACGCAUGUUGGAGUUUUAUAGCCGAACAUUCUCAGUGCACAUGAGUCAGGCAGGGGAAGCUGUGGAGGCUGAGGAGGGAGCCGUUGAUACUGAUGAAGGUGGUUUGUGCUCGGGCUGUGCCACCCUCCCUCACCUGUGCUGGUGUCAGGAAGCUCUACAGCAGCUUCAAGAGCUCAGCCACAUACUGUCCAGACUACAGCUGUUGGAACGCGUGAGCUCAGAGGCUGUGACCAGCAUCUUGCACCAGCUAAUAGAGCAGAGAAUGGAGCAGCGCUAUAGAGGAGAAUAUGAACGCUCUUUUCUUACUGACUUCAAUGAUUGGUUGGGACAGGUUUUGGGAUGGCUAAGCAGAGUGUUUUCCAGUAAGGCAGAUGAGGUGGGCAGCGAAAUCACACCCAUAGAUGGUAAGAUGGGUCAACCAGCUAAUGCACUCCUCCAGCGCUGGCACUGCCACAUGCAUCAGUUCUUCUGUCGCAUCUAUGUAAACAUGAGGAUUGAAGAGCUAUUCAGCAUCAUACGAGAUUUUCCAGAAUCUACUCCUGCCAUUGAGGAUCUUAAAUUCUGUCUGGAAAGGACCAAUCAGAGGCAGCAGCUUCUUGCCUCCCUCAAAUCAGCCUUUGAAACACGACUGCUGCACCCAGGAGUCCACACAUCUGACAUUAUUACUGUUUACAUCUCUGCCAUUAAAGCUUUAAGAGAGCUUGACCCCUCCAUGGUCAUCUUGCAAGUGGCCUGCCAACCCAUUCGUAAAUAUCUCAGAACCCGUGAGGACACUGUGCGCCAGAUAGUGGGCAGUCUGACCGGGGAUUCGGAGGGAUGCACUGAUCUGGCUAAUGAGCUUUCUCGAGCUGACCCUGUUGCCCUGGAGACACAGGACAGUGAAGAUGAGGGGAGUGAUCCAGAGGACUGGACUCCAGAUCCCACCGAUGCACUCACAGAUAAAACUGGGUCUAAGCGACGUUCUUCUGACAUCAUCAGUCUGCUGGUCAGCAUUUAUGGCAGUAAAGAGAUCUUCGUUAAUGAAUACAAGACUGUACUGGCUGACAGACUUCUGCAUCAGCUCAACUACAACACAGCCAGAGAGAUUCGCAAUGUUGAGCUGCUGAAACUGAGGUUUGGCGAAUCCCAUAUGCAUUAUUGUGAAGUGAUGCUGAAGGAUGUGGCAGACUCUAGGCGGAUCAACUCUAAUAUCCACGAGGAGGAACGUCGUCUUCCUGCAGAAGAGCAGCCUACAUUACCACUGUCUGCCAUGAUCAUUUCAUCUGAGUUCUGGCCCCAGCUGAAGGAGGAGAAGAUGGAACUCCCUGCAGUCGCCUCUAAAGCCAUGGAGGACUACACACACCGCUUUGAGAAACUCAAGGCCAUGAGAACUCUGAGGUGGAAACCUCAGCUGGGUUCUGUUACAUUAGAUCUAGAGCUGGAGGACAGAACUAUCACAGAUCUCACAGUGUCGCCCAUCCAUGCUGCAAUUAUUUUACACUUCCAGGACAAAGGCACUUGGACAUUGGAAGAGUUGAGUGGGGUCCUAGGAGUGCCCCAGGAGAUGGUGCGCAGGAAGCUGGCCCUGUGGCAGCAGCAGGGUGUGCUGCGGGAGGAAGCAGGUGGCCGAUAUACUGUGCAGGAAACCAGCACUUGCAAAGAGAGAUCUGAAAGAAGUGUCAUGCUUAUAGACAGUGAUGAGGAGGGAGAUUCCAACACAGCAACACAAUCUGAGCAGAGAGAAGAGAAGCUGCAGCUAUUCUGGGCCUACAUUCAGGCCAUGCUGACUAACCUGGAGAGCAUGACUUUAGAGAGGAUCCACUCCAUGCUGCGAAUGUUUGUGGCCGCCGGGCCUGGAGUCACUGAGAUGGACGUGAAUGAAUUGCAGGCUUUCCUGCAGAAGAAAGUCAGAGCCCACCAGCUUACUGUGUCCACUGGUGUCUACAGGCUACCAAAGAUCACUCAGUAGUCAACAGAAUAAGUCUCAAUAGGAACAAGUGAGAGAAUACAAAAAAAAUGAAGUUUAUCUUAUGUCAAAACAUUUUUGUUUAAUCUGAAAAUGAAUAAAAACAUAACAUGUUUGGA
This is a messenger RNA of Danio rerio (zebrafish), 2652 nucleotides long. It is a transcript of the gene anapc2, whose product is annotated as anaphase promoting complex subunit 2. Gene Ontology annotation, biological process: animal gross anatomical part developmental process; protein ubiquitination. NCBI's taxonomy places the organism in Eukaryota, Metazoa, Chordata, Actinopteri, Cypriniformes, Danionidae. The record is from RefSeq and is marked validated.